AUGCUGGAGGGUUUAGAUCGCAGACGUCUGGUGAUCUGCGGGGAUUCUAAUCUAGUGAUCCGACAAGUACGGGGUGAGAUCGACUGUAAGGCACCCGGGCUGACGCUACUGAAGCGGAAAGCCCUCGAUCGCCUGAGGAAAUGGAAUGAUCAUGAGUUGGUUCACGACAAGAGGGACUGGAACGGAAGCGCCGACAGUCUGGUAAGCGCCGCCUUGCAACGACAAAGGGGGAUCGAGGUCCAGGAGAUGCCCGGGUACCAGGAUCUGGUUACCCUGAACCGGUUAGACGAAAUCUUGAUCCCUAAGACCGAGAAUCCAGUGUUACGAGUUGCCGCGGUGACCACUCGAGCUGGUCGAGCAAGAUCACCGGCGGGUGUCAUGCAAGAGGAUCUGAUCCGGGAGAUCCGGCUCGAUCGGAUCAAGCAGGCCCAAGAGGAAGAAGUCUGGAUCGCCGGCAUGAAGAAAUAUCUGAGUGGCUCGAUCUCAAAUCUCACACAAGCGGAAGCAAGAUCGUAUGGCAAGAUCGCGGCUGACUACGAG
Molecule: messenger RNA, 540 nt
Organism: Phytophthora megakarya
Lineage: Eukaryota; Oomycota; Peronosporomycetes; Peronosporales; Peronosporaceae
Source: the annotation of a GenBank genome assembly